Molecule: messenger RNA, 2172 nt
Organism: Sinocyclocheilus rhinocerous
Lineage: Eukaryota; Metazoa; Chordata; Actinopteri; Cypriniformes; Cyprinidae
Gene: rapgef5a
Product: Rap guanine nucleotide exchange factor (GEF) 5a
Exons: 16
Coding region: 19-1827 (602 amino acids)
Biological process (GO): Ras protein signal transduction
Cellular component (GO): plasma membrane
Molecular function (GO): guanyl-nucleotide exchange factor activity
Source: RefSeq, a predicted model, not a curated record
AGCUGCCUGGAAUGGACAAUGAAACUCAGACCCGUCACACUUGUGCAGGCAGAGGAGGAUGACUGUGAUGAUGAAGACAGGGAGUGCAGCAACACUCUGGAGGAUGAGGAUGAGAUGCCCACGUUUGACAUUCCUCAUUUUCAUUACAUUGAUGAUGAUGAGGAGGAGGAUGAUGAUGGUUAUGUUGUAAACAGACGGCGCUGGAGCGGCUCUUGUUCGGCGUGUUCCUCCUCUGAGGACGAGUACCCAUCCGAAUCUUCCUCUUCUGCUCUGUCCCGCAGGUAUGUGGUGGUGUCCGGGACGCCCCAGAAGAUCCUGGAGCACCUGCUGAGCGACCUGCGUCUGGACGAGCACCAGGGGGCGACGGAGAGCAAAGAGGCGGAAACGCUUCUGGAUGACUUCCUGCUGACGUAUCUGGUGUUCAUGUCCACCAGUGAUCUCUGCCAGGCGCUGCUGGGACACUACUGUACGAAGCGCUGCCGGGGGAAGGAGGAGGGAAAGGAGGCCCUCUACAGGAAGAGGAAAGUACUGCACCUGGUGUCUCAGUGGAGCACGCUGUACAAGGACUUCCUGCGAGAGGAGGAGAACAUCAAGCUCUUCAUGAAGACGCUGUAUCGAUACGUGCUGGAAGACGUUUAUGAGUUCCCCGCGCUGGAGAAGGACCUGAAGGAGUUUCAGAAACUUCUGCGACGGAGACAUACGGUGGACGACUAUUCUCCACACCAAAAGAAUAAAGCGCUGUACCAGCAGCUGAGUCUGAAGGAGAACUGCGUCUCUCUCCGAGGAUCUCCAGUCGAGAGUAAAGAAGUGAUGUGCCGCGUGUACGUGAGCUCUGAUUCGUAUCUGAGCGUGCGGGUGAAGCCGGCGGUCGUGGCUCAGGAGCUGCUGCACAUCGUCUCUCAGCGCAUGGACCGAUCCGAGGACGACAUGAUGCUGGUGGUGCAGACGUACAGCGGAGAGAAGCGCGUCCUUCAGCCGCACGACAGUAUUUACUCCGAGACUCUGGAGGCGCCUGGCAGACUGAUCGCCUGUCGAAGAGACCUCAGCGAGAUCCUGCCGCCCCUGACUGAGUGUCCUGAGCUGGGACAGAAGCCCGUCAGACUGCUGGGCAUCAACACAUGGGACGUAUCUGUGGCUCUGACAAACUUCGACUGGAAUCUCUUCAACUCCAUUCAUGAGCAAGAGCUGAUCUUCUACACGUUCAGUCGUCAGGCCAGCAGUGGCCACACGGUGGCGCUAGAGUUCCUGCUGCAGCGCUGUAAUGAGGUGCAGCAGUGGGUGAUGUCUGAGGUGCUGCUCUGUCCAUCGCUCAGCAAACGAGUGCAGCUGCUCAAGAAGUUCAUCAAGAUCGCCGCGCACUGUAAAGCGCAGAGGAACCUCAACUCCUCGUUUGCCAUCAUCAUGGGCUUAAACACAGCCGCCGUCAGCCGCCUCAACCAGACCUGGGAGAAAGUUCCUGGAAAGUUCAAGAAGCUUUUCUCUGAGCUGGAGCUGUUGACAGAUCCAUCCAUGAAUCACAAAGCCUACAGAGACGCUUUCAAGAAGACCAAGCCGCCCAAAAUCCCCUUCAUGCCUCUGCUGCUCAAAGAUAUCACGUUCAUCCACGAGGGGAACAAAACAUUUCAUGAUAAUCUGGUGAACUUCGAGAAGCUGCACAUGAUCGCUGAUACGGUGCGACUCAUUCGCCACUGCCAGACGGAUCAGACAGGAAACGAGCUUUCUCCGUGUGACAGUCCUGAGGUGCGCUCGAGCGUCCAUUACCUUCACAUCAUCGACAAUCAGCAGACGCUGUUCGAGCUCUCGCACAGACUGGAGCCCCGAGUCUGAGAGAAACAGAAGCAGCGCCACCUGCAGGACAAACGGAUCGAUUCCGACUGAAACACGAUCAGUGACUCUCUCAGAGCUCGAUCACAGCCAAACCAGUCAGUCCACUCGAGCACACGGACUGAGAACUCCACAUACGUGAUGAUAAAACAUUUAUUUCUUCAUGUAAAAAACGAUUAGUGGUCAAUGAAAGCUUUUUCCUGCCCGCGGGAGAAGUGUGAACUUUCUCAGCAUUGCUUUGUUGAAAUGCUGUUGUCAAUGUUAUUUAACUUCUACCAGCACUCUGGACCAUAUUUAUAUAGGAAUUUAAUAUUUCAGAUUUUUAGGGCUGGGCGAUAUAAUCAUAAU